Aspergillus candidus is the source of this 2376-nucleotide messenger RNA. RefSeq names its product S-adenosylmethionine-dependent methyltransferase. Gene Ontology annotation, cellular component: ESCRT I complex. Bases 1 to 2376 code for a protein of 791 amino acids. The transcript has 7 exons. The record is from RefSeq and is a predicted model, not a curated record. Gene Ontology annotation, molecular function: protein-containing complex binding. Gene Ontology annotation, biological process: protein transport to vacuole involved in ubiquitin-dependent protein catabolic process via the multivesicular body sorting pathway. NCBI's taxonomy places the organism in Eukaryota, Fungi, Ascomycota, Eurotiomycetes, Eurotiales, Aspergillaceae.
AUGUACACCCAACGCCCCCUGGCAUAUGCCCCUACUCCCUACAGCUACACCCCGAACCCGGCCCGGUCGGCCUCCAUCAAUCUCGACGAGGAAGUCAAACUCGCAUCCAGCUCAGCACAGCGCGACCUGUACGAGUCAUUAGCAGAAAUAUACAGCAUCAUCAUCACACUCGACGGCCUCGAGAAAGCCUAUAUCAAAGAUGUCGUGACGGAGGCCGAAUACACGGAGACCUGUACCCGGCUCCUGAAGCAGUACAAGUCGAGUCUGGGCGAUGAUACCGUCGCCCGCGAAUUCGAUGACCUGGAGACGUUCAAGCGGACAUGGGGGUUGGAAUGCCCCCGCGCUACCGAACGCCUCCGCAUCGGUCUCCCGGCGACAGUCGAGCAAGCCACGCACAGCGCCCCCACCGCGGCGAUCGGGCCUUCAGCGUCGGGCACCGUGGGCGGCACAUCCGGUAGUCUGAUUCUCACGGCUACGGAGAAUUUCAUCACUUUCCUGGAUGCGCUGAAGCUGAACAUGGUGUCGAAGGAUGCGCUGCACCCGCUGCUGAGCGAGGUCAUCCAGUCGGUCAACAAGGUGACGGACGGGGAUUUCGAGAACCGGGGCAAGAUCAUCCAGUGGCUGAUUACACUGAACCAGAUGCGGGCGACGGAGGAGUUGAGCGAGGAGCAGGCGCGAGAGUUGGCAUUUGAUAUUGAGCAGGCUUAUCAAGGGUUCAAGUCGACUGGGAGCGAUAAUGGUACUGAUAAGAUCGCAGUGCUCGACCUCCCCCAAAUCUACACCAAACCGUCCGGCACCGAACUCCUCCGCGCCCUAGACGUCCUAGCGAUCAAACCACGCAGUUUCACUACCCGAGCUGCUGACGAGCCGGAAAAGGCCCAGACUGUCCUGCCGGCGGGCGUCACUCGGUAUCUGACGUCUAUCAUUUCGAGUCCGUUAUCAUGGUUGGAGACCGAUGAGCUCCGCGAGGCGGUUUGGGAUGCAACGGGUGCGAGACUGAGCGAGCGGUCAGGGCGAACAGCAAUGCCUUCCAUGUCCCGCGUAUUCACAGUCCCCAGCCCAUGGGGCGAAGAACUCACCCUCACGCUGCACGAGCCCUCCCUAACAGCCGACAACCUGGGCAUGAAGACGUGGGUGUCGUCGUACCUGCUCUCCCAGCGCCUGCACUCUCUCCUCGAGCCCGCACCGCAGCUGGUUCCUACAACAUCUACAACGCCCAAGACCAGCGGCGACCGCACGCUGCGCGUCCUCGAGCUCGGCGCAGGAACAGGCCUGGUAGGCCUCAGCCUCGCCGCCAUCCGCGGACACUCAGCCACAGUGCAUCUGACAGAUCUUCCCGUGAUCGUGCCCAAUCUCGCGCACAACGUCGCGCUCAACGUGGAGAUGUUGGCGAAAACAGACGCCACCGUUACGACGGGCGUGCUCGACUGGUCCGUUGACCCCGACCCGUAUCCCACAGCAGACGACCAGUACGAUGUCAUCCUGGUGGCGGACCCGCUGUACUCGCCUAGUCAUCCGCGGUGGUUGGUGAACACGAUCGGCCACUGGCUUAGUCGCGGGCUCGACGCGCGGGUCGUCGUCGAGAUGCCGCUGCGCGAUGCGUACGUGCCGCAGCGGAGGGAGUUCCGGGAGCUGAUGCGCGAGCUGGGGCUCGCGGUCGUCGAGGAGGGAGAGGAGGUCGGGUACGAUGAUUGGGAGACGGCGGAUGGCGGGGCUCUGGCUACUACACCAACCGGCAUCAUGGUCAUAGGCCUCCUCACACUAACAGCCAUACCGACGGUGACGGGCUGCGCGAUGGGCGUCAGCGAGCAGCGCAAGGCCAACGAGCGCAAGAACGACGCGCGACGCAUGGCCAAGUUCCACAUCGACGUGGAGUGCAGAGACGGUGCGCAGACGGAGGAAGAUGACGAGGUACAGGGACGGAGAUUGGUACUACGGGCUGAUCAGAAGGUCUACCUCUCCGACCCAACAGUCCCCUCCCACACAGCGACCACAUUCUACAUCGAAUACCCCGAGCUUGAAGAAACGAAGCACCUAAAGCGCGGACUCGGCCUGGUAACAUCUAUAUCAGACAAUCCGCCCAUGCUGGGCUGGAUCUACGUCAACAAGGACACGCACGAGCUGAAGUUCGGGAACCGGACGGACAGCGUAAUGCAGAUUCCUGCGCCGUGGGACUGGACGGACGAGGAGCGGACGGUGACGCUGGAGGAUAAGAAGAGUUUUUUCGCGGUGGAGGAGGAUGGUGGGGGGUGGGCUUUGUAUUUUGAUCGUGAUGGGGAUGAGUUGGAGAGGGUGCUGGAGGAGCAGGGGAAGUUGGAGAAUCGGUUUGCACCGGUUGUGUUUAGGAGGAGGUUGAUUGAGGUGCCGUCGGCGUAG